UAUAUUGUGACGCACGCUGUGAUGACCAGUGACGACUGACGACGUGCGUCACCUGACUAGUCUAUUAGCUUCUGCUCUAUAUCGUCUACACACUCCGUUGUUAGACAGAUCGAAAAUAUACGAGCAUAAAAAUACAGCGCUCUCAUGUUGAUUUGUGCUUUAAACAUCUGAGCCGUGGCUGUAUUCGCCUGGUGGCCGGUACGACCAUUAGACGUAGUGGUGGAUGAGUGGAGGUAUCCAGUUAAAGGCCAUUUGUCGUCACCUGACUUGAUUGAAACGGGCAAUCGGAGAGGCUAUUAAUCUAUUAAUCUCCGUGCAUAUUUCUGACCAGCAUCAACUUAGAGCGGAAAGUGCGGUUGCGAGAUUUGAGGUGUUCACGAAAUGUUUAGUUGGUCUAGCGCUACAUUCGACAAACUCUUGGACAAAGCUACCAGUCACCUAUUACUGGAGCCCGACUGGCCCUCUAUACUUCAGAUUUGCGAUUGCAUUCGGCAGGGGGAUGUCCAGCCCAAGUACGCGAUAAGCGCCGUUAAGAAGAGGCUGUACACUAGGAAUCCUCACGUUACACUGUUUGCAUUACAGGUUCUAGAAUCGUGCGUGAAAAACUGUGGAGCCCCAGUUCACAAUGAAAUUGCUACUAAGCAGUUUAUGGAAGAACUUCGUGACCUGGUGAAGGCAAAUACCAACGAAGCAGUGCGAGACAAGGUUCUUGAGCUGUUACAGGCCUGGGCCCAUGCUUUCCGUAACGACCCUAACUACCGUUCUGUGCAGGACACGCUCAACCUCAUGAAAGUUGAAGGUAUCGAUGAUGCAGCUGACCUAACCAAGAUCCAGCGAAAGGGGUACAAGUUUCCACCAUUAAAGGAAAGUGACGCCAUGUUUUCAGCCGACCAAGCACCCGACUGGGCAGAUGGCGAGUGUUGUCACCGCUGCCGCGUUCAGUUCAGUCUGGUGCAAAGAAAGCACCACUGCCGUAACUGCGGCCAGAUCUUCUGUCAGAAAUGUUCUUCCCAGGCUGCUCCCAUUCCACGCUACGGUAUUGAAAAGGAAGUUAGAGUCUGCGAAGCCUGCUUUGAGAAAUUGAGCAGCCUCGCACUCUUAAGUGUAACAAAAUCACCAAGGUCUUCACAGAAAAGCACAGAGGAGUCUUCACCAGUGCACCAAACAAACUCAUCUGCGCCCCCAGGCAAGUCAGAGCAAGAGCUACAAGAAGAGGAGGAGCUACAGUUAGCACUCGCUCUGUCCAAGAGUGAAGCCGAGACCAAACAGCGUCCCGUGAGCUGGCAGCCACCAUCCACUCAGAGCACUGUUAAUCCCUCAAGCCAGCAGGAAAAGCCAAGCACUGAGCGGAAGUCCGAGAACAGUGCAACGGAAUCGGACCCAGAGCUCGCACACUAUUUAAAUCGCUCGUACUGGGAACAGCGCCAGCAGGGGCAGGACUCACCCGGUGGGACACCUUCGGUAAACAACCGACAAAGUCCGGUGCCAAGUGCACCUGCCACAGCUGUGUCGUACUCACCCAAACAUGCUCAGCAACCCACACAAGGCAUCAGCAUUCCUAUCAAGGGUGCGAGUGAUGCGGCAGGCGGUGACACAGAGCUGGAUGAGUUUACUGGCCAGCUGCAGAGUACACUUGAGGUGUUUGUUAACCGACUGCAGAGCAACGCAGUUCGUGGUCGCCAUGUGUCCAAUGACUCUUAUGUACAGAGCCUUUUCUUGAGCCUAAGCAGUAUGCAUUCAAAGCUUCUGCACUACAUACAAGAAAUGGAUCAGAAAAGAGAGUAUUACGAGGGUCUUCAAGACAAGCUGAGCCAGAUUCGAGACGCCCGAGCUGCAUUGGAUGCCUUGCGUGAGGAACACAACGAGCAGUUACGGCGGCAAGCUGAGGAGGCAGAUCGUCAACGCCAGAUUCAGAUGGCUCACAAGUUACACAUUAUGCGCGAGAAAAAGCGGGAAUAUUUGCAAUAUCAGCACCAGUUAGCUUUGCAAAAGAUGCAAGAACAGGAGAGGGAAAUGCAAAUGCGUCAAGAGAUGCACAAGCAGCAGUACUACAUGGGUUAUGGACAGCCACAGGGGCCGUUGCCACCAGGAAUGCCACCUCAGGGGAUGCCACAGCAAGGUGGUCCACCCCAUGGGAUGCCACAGCAAGGUGUUCCACCCCAGGGGAUGCCACAGCAAGGUGUUCCACCCCAGGGGAUGCCCCAGCAGGGUGUUCCACCUCAGGGGAUGCCGCCACAGAGCAUGCCACAGCAAGGGAUCCCGCUGCAAGGGAUGCAUCCUCACGGUAUCCCUCCCCAAGGGUUACCACCACAGGGUAUGCCACCUCACGGGAUGACAACACAAGGGCUACCGACACAGGCACUGCAGCACCAGUCUGUGGGCCCACAGUCUAUGGUCUCACAUACCAUGCCCCCACAUUCUAUGGCCCCGCAACCAGUGCCUCCAUGUUCUAUGCCCCCACAAACCAUGGCGCCACAGUUCAUGCCGCCUCCAUCGAUGGCGUUACCAUCUAUGCCACCGCAAGCGCUACAGCAGCAGACAGUUUCACCUCCAAAGACAUCACCGCCUCAUGGCCACCCACAAAACCUCGGGCAACCUGCAGGGCAACUUUACGGCGGUGUUCCACCACAAGGCAUCCGCUUUCCAAAUGACUUUCACCCUUACCUUGUUCAUGGUGCGAUGGGGCCGCAGCCCCAAAAUGGUCCUCAGCAUGGUCUGCCGACAGGCACAGAGCACAACCAGGUCCCUAUGGCCCCACCAGAGCCUGCACUUAUCAGCUUUGACUGAAAUUAUCCCUACUGCCUAGUACAAAGGACACGGUUGCCCUAAUAUGGUAAAAGGCUCGAGGUGGUACUACUGCUCACUAGUGGCUAAAUGGCAAGUUGGUGCAAUUGUUUGUAACAGUAAUUAAAAUGAGACUGUAUUUAUUUGAUGGCUUUGUACAACAUUCCCGUUGGCUUUUGGUCGUUAUGUAUAAUAAAUGCUAGAGAAUCUUA
Messenger RNA from Ornithodoros turicata, 2996 nucleotides. RefSeq names its product hepatocyte growth factor-regulated tyrosine kinase substrate-like. Gene Ontology annotation, biological process: endocytic recycling; receptor internalization. NCBI's taxonomy places the organism in Eukaryota, Metazoa, Arthropoda, Arachnida, Ixodida, Argasidae. The coding region runs from base 382 to 2787 and encodes 801 amino acids. Gene Ontology annotation, molecular function: metal ion binding; ubiquitin binding; phosphatidylinositol binding. Gene Ontology annotation, cellular component: early endosome. The transcript is spliced from 17 exons. The record is from RefSeq and is a predicted model, not a curated record.